UGAAAAUCAGUCACGUGACACGAGUUAUCGGCCAUUUUGGCAGCGGUUGGCUGCAAUUUUCACCUUCAACUAAUAACUACUAUCUUUAAUCAGUCAUGUCGUCUCCGAUGUCCAGAGCAUUAUGCAGGUCAUUGAAGGGGCGGUUUUACAGUGCUCAGGCCAUGAGGAAACCUGAUGCUUCGUCCUCAGAAAUAACGUCUGCUAGAGUAAAUGGUGUGAAUGUAGCAACUGCCGACAGUCUGAAUCCACUGAGCCGGGUGACAUUUGUGGUAAAAGGUGGCUCAAGAUACGAAGACCCAAGCAACUUCGGUGUAUCGCAUGUGAUACGACAUAUAGCAUACUUGACCAAUGACAAGAAUUCUUCAUUCAAAACAUUUAAAAAUUUGGAAGCACUUGGUGCAAACUUAAAUUCCAUAACAACUAGAGAUUAUGCCAUGGUUUCUGUGAGCUGCACAAGAAACUUUAUGCCAGAGGCUUUUGAGUUAAUUGCACCAGCAAUGCUGCGAAGUAGUUUUAGUCCUUGGGACUGGAAAGACCACCAAGGCUGUACUCCUAAAGUUGAGUUUGAUGUGGCAGCACUUCAACAGCUACCGAAUGUUGUUUUAAUGGAGGAACUUCACGCUGCAGCAUAUAGACAGACCCUUGGUAAUUCAUUGUACUGUCCUCCAGAAUUUGUUGGUUCACAUUCACCAGAUCAGAUACUGGCAUUUAUGGGUGCCCACUACAGGCCGAACAGAAUGGCAGUUGUAGGUACUGGUGUAGACAAUGACGAACUAACACAGCUAGUGAAGGGUAUGAAAUUCCAGGAAUCUAGCAGUCAACCAAAUGACAAAAAAGCUGAAUAUGUAGGAGGUGAAAGACGUGUACCUCGGCCAGACUUGGAUGUAACUUAUGCCGCUGUAGCUACAGAAGGACCAAGCUUGGCAAGUAAAGAUUUGUUGAGUGCAGCAGUAUUACAACAGAUUAUGGGGCUUGGCCCACACAUCAAAUAUAGCGACAGUGUGUCUGGUUCUAGACUCGCCACAGCCUUGAAGAAAGCUACAAACUCCCCAUUCAUGGUUAAUGGUCUUAAUGUAAACUACACAGAUUCUGGAUUGUUUGGAUUUACAGUGGCAGCUGAUCCAGCAGAUAUGGAAAAAGUAUUAAGAACUGCCUUCGGUGAAUUUGCUUCAUUAACCAAAACAGGAGUUACAGAUGCUGAAGUUACAAGAGGAAAGUAUCAGCUGAAGACAGAUAUUGCAAUGAGGAUGGAGAGUGGCGACGCUGUUGUUAUGAACCUUGCUGAACAAGCUGUUGGAUCUGAAAAAAUAAGUUCACUUAAUGAUGUCAUGAAUAUGGUUGAUUCGCUCCAGACGUCAGAUAUUGUAAAUGUUGCAAAGAAACUGGUGAAUGGAAAACCAUCUAUGUCAUCUGUGGGCAACUUGUCUAAUGUACCAUAUCUGGACCAACUUCUGAAAUAAAACUAAAAACUGCUAGGACAUUUUAUAUAAAUUAGUGAAUUCAAAAUGAGUGGAAGCUUCAGAUUUGUGCUAUGUUUUCUUUUUACAAGAACGAUCGAAGGGAUAGUGACAUUUUAGGACUAAACUUUUUAGAUCUUUUGUCGUGAUCGAAAAAUUUCAAAUAUGUUGAAGUUUUUAUGUUUGUGUAUGCACAGUGUAUGUCUUUGAUAUACAUGUCAUUGUUUAAAAGAAAAAUAAAUAAUUUAUUGUUUA
Messenger RNA from Mercenaria mercenaria, 1712 nucleotides. RefSeq names its product cytochrome b-c1 complex subunit 2, mitochondrial-like. The transcript is spliced from 14 exons. NCBI's taxonomy places the organism in Eukaryota, Metazoa, Mollusca, Bivalvia, Venerida, Veneridae. The record is from RefSeq and is a predicted model, not a curated record. Gene Ontology annotation, cellular component: mitochondrion. The coding region runs from base 96 to 1460 and encodes 454 amino acids. Gene Ontology annotation, molecular function: metal ion binding.